Helianthus annuus (common sunflower) is the source of this 618-nucleotide messenger RNA. RefSeq names its product proline-rich receptor-like protein kinase PERK2. The coding region runs from base 1 to 618 and encodes 205 amino acids. NCBI's taxonomy places the organism in Eukaryota, Viridiplantae, Streptophyta, Magnoliopsida, Asterales, Asteraceae. The record is from RefSeq and is a predicted model, not a curated record. The transcript has a single exon.
AUGUACAAUAGUUUUUGGGGCAAUAUCGAUCCCCUGUCACCACCCACCGCUGUCAUCUCCACCCAUCGUCACUGUCGCCGCCACCACCCACCACUACCGCCACAACCUGCCACUGUCGCCACCACCCACCAGUCGCUGCAACCCGCCACCGACUCUGUCGCCACCCCGACGGUCACCACUAUCGCCACCACUCCGCUACCAACCGCCGCCGACAUCCACCACCACCUCCAUUGCCACUCGUCGCCGCUACCACACACCACCGUCACCGCCAUUGCCACUCGCCGCGGCCACCACCCACCGCUGCCGCCCCACCACCUAGCUACUGCCCCAACACCAACCACCACCGUCACUGCCACCCAUCACCACCGUCGUUGCCACCCACUAUUGCCUCAGGCGCCACCAAGAACCACUGACGGCCACCACUGCCACGCCCACCACCGCUACUCGUCGCCGCCACCACCCACCACCGCCACCUCUCACCAGCCACAAUCACCGCCACCGACCACCACCACCACUCACCGCAAAUUUUAUUCCCUUGUUUUUCUUGCCUACCAAAGAAUACACGGUAAUACUUUAUUUCAUUCUCAUAUGGUAACCAAACACGAAAUGGAAUGGUAA